AUGACUUCUCCUAGAGAUAGUGUCUCAUUUGGUGACUUACCAAAACCAGAACCUCGUCAUAUUGUGCGUCCCAAUUCUACCUUAGGCAAUCGAGACAAUCAUCUGCUUCCCCCCAUUAUUACCAAUGUUCGCCAGGCAAUCUCCGCUCCGAGUACACCUGUAACGAAACACCUUACUCCUGUGGGCAUGACAACCCGUCAGCAAGCUGAAGCUGCACAUUUUUCGCAACCAGAGUAUGACGAGUACCGUCACAGUCGGACCCAGAGUCUUUCUUCUCCUCCUCCUAGCCCUCACUUUCUGAAACGUAUCUCCUUUGACACGUUCAGCAACAAGCAGGGACCGGAUUUCUGCUUGACACUCAAAACACAGCAUCAGGGAUUCAAGUGGACGCGAAACUCACGGACGUUUUUGUGUGGUGUGGACGAGAAUUCUUACUCUGAAUUUGCUGUUGACUGGCUGUUCGAGACACUACUGGCUGACAAUGACGAGGUCGUUGUCCUCCGUGUCAUUGAUUCUUCCGGUAAGAUACCAGAUGCAACCGAGGAUGAAUCGUAUUAUCAAAGUAUGGCUGAAGGAAUGAUGACUUCCCUUAUCAAGAAAAUUGAUGACGAUAAAGCCGUCUCCAUCACAGUCGAGCUUGUUAUAGGAAAGCCUCAAGACGUGAUUCUCCGUACCAUCCACGUCUACUCGCCCGACAGUCUUAUUGUCGGCACUCGCGGCAAGGGUUUAAGCGGAUUUCAGUCACUUCUGUCGCCCGGCAGUAUCUCUAAAUUUUGCUUGCAAAAGAGCCCUAUUCCUGUAAUUGUCGUGCGGCCCGACAGAAAACGUCAACGCUCUAAGAACAAGCGUAUGAAGGAUCCUUCAAGAAAAUCUUAUGUGGACAUCCUCGAGAAGAGUGUACGGUCACACAAGUAA
Messenger RNA from Schizosaccharomyces japonicus yFS275, 915 nucleotides. RefSeq names its product usp family protein. Lineage: Eukaryota; Fungi; Ascomycota; Schizosaccharomycetes; Schizosaccharomycetales; Schizosaccharomycetaceae. The record is from RefSeq and is a predicted model, not a curated record. The coding region runs from base 1 to 915 and encodes 304 amino acids. The transcript has a single exon.